CUCGGAAUACGUCAGUUGAAUACAACAAUUUAAAUAAGCAUCUACUAACAGAGCAAAAGAAAAGAAAAAAAAACACUUUUUUAACUAAAGAAAAAACAAGACAAUCUCACAGGAAGAAUGGCAAAUCUACCACUCCUUUUCAGCUUGGCAGAUGAUCUUAAACGCCUCUCCUUCUAUGAAACACCAUUUUCACGUCUCAGGCAUGCCUAUACUCCUAGUCUGGUUGGUGGUGAUCCACCACGAGUGGGCAACGAGCUAGCCGCUCCCGUUUCAGCAAUUGGCAAGGAUGGUUUCCAGGUUUGCAUGGAUGUGCAACAAUUCAAACCAAACGAACUUAACGUAAAGGUCUCGGACAAUUGUGUCAUUAUCGAGGGUAAGCACGAGGAGCGUGAAGACGAUCGCGGCUUUAUAUCUCGGAGUUUUAUUCGCCGUUACGCCCUGCCCAACGGAUACGAUCCCAAUCAAGUUGUCUCCACUUUGUCAUCGGAUGGCGUUCUUACGAUCAGUGUUCCUAAGCCACAAAUUGAAAAUAAGUCAGAUGAACGAAUUGUACAGAUUCAACAAGUCGGUCCAGCUCAUUUGAAUAUAAAAUUGAAUCCCAAAGAAACGGAGUGUGAAAAGAAACCCGAAACUCAAUCAAAGUUGUAGGCACUCAAGACAGAAUUUAGGGGCAUUUUACGAAUUGAACUUUGGCAUUUGUAUUUUUUUGCUCAUUCAUGGAGAACAUUAGUCUGAUUAGAAUAUAGUUUGAAUAGUAUCAUCAAUAAAAAAUAAGAGAAAAUAAC
Molecule: messenger RNA, 785 nt
Organism: Musca domestica (house fly)
Lineage: Eukaryota; Metazoa; Arthropoda; Insecta; Diptera; Muscidae
Product: heat shock protein 23
Exons: 1
Coding region: 118-648 (176 amino acids)
Biological process (GO): protein refolding; response to heat
Molecular function (GO): protein folding chaperone
Source: RefSeq, a predicted model, not a curated record